This is a messenger RNA of Drosophila subpulchrella, 684 nucleotides long. RefSeq names its product vacuolar protein-sorting-associated protein 25 (gene Vps25). Gene Ontology annotation, molecular function: structural molecule activity; protein homodimerization activity. Bases 78 to 602 code for a protein of 174 amino acids. Gene Ontology annotation, biological process: protein transport to vacuole involved in ubiquitin-dependent protein catabolic process via the multivesicular body sorting pathway. Gene Ontology annotation, cellular component: ESCRT II complex. The transcript has 2 exons. NCBI's taxonomy places the organism in Eukaryota, Metazoa, Arthropoda, Insecta, Diptera, Drosophilidae. The record is from RefSeq and is a predicted model, not a curated record.
AGUGGUCCCCCUACGGUCACUCUGAACCAUUAGUAAUUUUCAUUGGCAAAACAAAUGUUUAUUUCGUAGUAACCAAGAUGACGGAUUUCCAAUGGCCCUGGGAAUACACCUUCCCCCCCUUCUUUACAUUGCAGCCCCACGAAGAAACCAGACAGCAGCAGCUGAAGGUCUGGACAGAUCUCUUCCUCAAAUACCUCAGGCACACGAAUAGGUUUACGCUCAGCAUUGGGGACCAGAACUCUCCGCUGUUCCACAACGAAUCCCUGAAACGUCGCCUAUCGCCUGAGCUCGUCCUGGCGAUUCUGUCCGAACUGGAGCGAACUGGCCACGCGAAUCCGCUGGACAAGCGUCGUCAGGAGUGGCAGGUCUACUGGCACACGCUCGAAGAGUAUGGCAACAUGGUCUACGACUGGGUACAGGAAACCGGCCAGACGAACUCCAUCUGCACGCUCUACGAGAUCGCCUCCGGGGAGAAUACCGCCCAGCUGGACUUCCACGGCGUGGACGAGGCGGUGCUGCUCAGUGCCCUGCGCUUGCUCGAGGAGAAGGGCAGGUGUGAGCUCAUCGAGAUGGACGGCAGCCACGGCGUCAAAUUCUUCUAAGUGUCCAUUCUAUUUGUUAACCUUGUCUUGUCCAAGCACUGCGAAUUUCGUUUUCCCACAAUAAAAACAUAAUGUAAAUGUA